AUGCAUCUUGGCUUCUAUGAAGAUGAUGAUGAUGAUGAUGAUGAUGAUGACACUGCAAUGUUAGUCAAACAGACAUUCACACUUCGAGAAUUCGUGUUAGGACAAACUUAUUUGUCAAUGAUGUUGAAUGCAGAGCUUGACAAAAAUUUUCACAUAAUCCCUUUCAAGAACCAAAACCCAUCUUGGUUCUUGAUAUCUAUCUCCGAUUUCGUUGAUAACUUUUUUGUUAAUUAUAGGACAAGCUCAAUCUCGGCAAUUCUGGCGAACCCUUGGUGGACCAAUCAGACCGGCUUGCCUGGCUUGUCGGAUCACUCCGCCGUGGCCGCAGCCGCAGCCCACCACCACCCCCAAGCCCUCUUAACCAAAGGUGACCUCGGAAUACCUGUUAACCAAAACCAUGACCAUGACCACGACACUAAAGAAGGCGCCGUGGAGAUCGUGAACCGGCGACCGAGAGGACGACCUCCUGGUUCCAAGAACAAACCCAAACCGCCCGUCAUCGUCACGAGGGACAGCCCCAACGCACUUCGCAGCCACGUCAUGGAGAUCUCCGGCGGCAGCGACAUUGCUGAUGUCAUCGCUGACUUCUCCCGGCGGCGGCAGCGUGGCGUCUGUGUUCUCUCCGGCACCGGAUCCGUCUCCAAUAUCACCCUCCGUCAGCCCGCUGCCCCCGGAGGCGUGGUCGCCCUCCAUGGCCGCUUUGAUAUCCUCUCCCUAACCGGAGCUUUCUUGCCCGGACCAGCCCCACCGGGGUCAACGGGUUUGACCGUUUAUCUCGCUGGAGUUCAAGGCCAAGUCGUCGGAGGAAGCGUCGUGGGCCAGCUCGUCGCCGCCGGUUCGGUUAUGAUCGUCGCCGCUACUUUUUCUAAUGCCACGUACGAGAAGUUGCCCAUCGAGGAGGAGGAAGACGGCGAUAAUCGGAGGCAGAUUCGCGGCGAAUCUCAGCCGGGGAUAGAGAGCAGUCUGCCGGAUCCAACGGCAGAGUUGGCCGGAUCGGGUUUCGGGGUCCAGCCACCGCAUAUGUUUCCGAACGGCGGCGGAGGAGGAGGAAUUGGUCAUUUAGGGCUCGAACCGUACACUUGGGUGCACGCGCGGCCUCCGUACUGAGACAGUGAGUCACGUAUCGAUCUAUAUUUGUUGUUAGGGAUAUGUAUACACAUAUCUCCAAUACAUAUGUAUAAUACAUAUACAUAUAUGGCUGUAAAAUAUAGAUUGGUUUGGUUUCUGUACAUUUCAAAGCUUGUUACUAUGGAGAGUGUUAGGGUUUGCAAGGUAAAGAGGAAGAAAGGAUUUUUGAAUAAUAUAAUAAAUUAAUGAAUAAUU
Messenger RNA from Tarenaya hassleriana, 1323 nucleotides. RefSeq names its product AT-hook motif nuclear-localized protein 20-like. The transcript has 3 exons. Lineage: Eukaryota; Viridiplantae; Streptophyta; Magnoliopsida; Brassicales; Cleomaceae. The record is from RefSeq and is a predicted model, not a curated record. Gene Ontology annotation, molecular function: minor groove of adenine-thymine-rich DNA binding; DNA-binding transcription factor activity. Gene Ontology annotation, cellular component: nucleus. The coding region runs from base 1 to 1107 and encodes 368 amino acids.